AUGUCUUCGCAACAGUCUCCCUUCCUCAUCUCCGUCUUCCACAGCCCAUUCCAGUUUCCCCCAGCUUUGUGGGAGUGCUUCAACGCAGAGCCCCGGAACUCCAACAUCAUCUAUGCCCAUGCUGCGAAGCUCAGGAGCACCGGCAUUGUCACCGCUCCUGGCCCGCCCGUCGAUGUGUGGAUCGUCUGCUGGCGGCAGGGCCCAGCUCCCAUAAUCGAAUUUGUGCUUUCCUGCACCACCGGCCCCCUCGGUGCCUAUCCGGUCUUCAUAUACACCCCCCUUCCCUCGGAAUAUCUGGCCCUCGGUUUCAUCCAACCCCGUAUCCAUUCCAUUAUCGGCUACCUGCAAUCGUACGUUGCGCCCGAGAGGGUGUUCUCCGUCUUCGCACUCGACCCCGUCGCGGAUGCCUUUGCCGCUAUGUGGACCGCAAUGACCCGCGUUCCCCUCGCUACGCAACCGGUCUACUAUCAUGCCCAGUUCAUGUCCUGCGACAGGACCACAUUCAAGCCGGGAGCUCAGAACGGCACCGCCCGUACUCCGAGUCCGCUGCGCCUUGCGGUCCCGGACGAUCGUAUCGGGGUGGCGGCACUGUGCCACGGAUUUGCUGCCUCAUCGGAGCCUUUCGUGUUGACGGAACAAAUGGCGCUCUACGAAGCCUCGCUCCUCAUUAACAGCAACUCCGUCUGGGUUCACACCAUACAGGGGCCCGGGCAGGUGACACCCGACAUUGCGUGCAUCGUCUCCGUGACGCGUACCACUGAGACGGUCGCUGCCAUUACCAAGGUCUACACCAAUCCGAACUACAGGAGCCGCGGGUGUGCCGAGCGGCUUGUCCGCUUUGCUUGUGCGAGUCUGCUCCGGACCAAGCAGAGUGUUGUGCUGUAUGUUGCUCACAACAACCAGGCGGCAAAGAAGGUGUACGAGCGCGUGGGGUUCGUUGGGUUUGCUGCCUCCGGGGUCGGAGCGACUGAUUCUUGGAAGGAACUUGGCUUCGAUCAGACUCUCGUCCGACUCGGACAUUGGUAG
Trametes versicolor FP-101664 SS1 is the source of this 1026-nucleotide messenger RNA. RefSeq lists its product as uncharacterized. The record is from RefSeq and is a predicted model, not a curated record. The coding region runs from base 1 to 1026 and encodes 341 amino acids. The transcript has 3 exons. Gene Ontology annotation, molecular function: acyltransferase activity, transferring groups other than amino-acyl groups. Lineage: Eukaryota; Fungi; Basidiomycota; Agaricomycetes; Polyporales; Polyporaceae.